Molecule: messenger RNA, 1841 nt
Organism: Hyaloscypha bicolor E
Lineage: Eukaryota; Fungi; Ascomycota; Leotiomycetes; Helotiales; Hyaloscyphaceae
Exons: 3
Coding region: 89-1708 (539 amino acids)
Biological process (GO): transmembrane transport
Cellular component (GO): plasma membrane; fungal-type vacuole membrane
Molecular function (GO): transmembrane transporter activity
Source: RefSeq, a predicted model, not a curated record
GCUGUUUCUGUCCCUUUCUCCUCCAAUUCUCUCUCUCUUUCUCUCUCUCUCUCACUCUCUCUCUCAAUUGUAUCUCGGUUUCACAGCAAUGUCUGACUUCGUUCAUGGCGACCAAGCCGAUGUGAGACACUCUCACGAUGUCAAGCGCUCCCAUGAUGUCGAGGCGCAAAGUGACGAUGUCAAAGGGGAGGCCGCCCCCGCAUACGAGACCACUGCGAAUGCCGAUUCCGAGGAGGUGAUCAGGGCACGAGAGCUCCAGCAGAAGUUGGGAUUUCUGCGGAGCAUGCGCAGAGGAGAGGAGUGGCUUGACGAGAAAAUGGGCAUCGAAACCCAGGGCAUUGAUCGCAUCCACGAGGAGGACAAGAAACCCCCUUCCAUUCUCAACGUCUUCUUCCUCUGGUGGUCCCUGACCUGCCAUGUUGGGACACUCCCAAUUGGUGUGCUUGGCCCUGAAUUUGGCCUGUCGUUGAAUCAAUCUGUUGCUGCUAUUGUUGUUGGUACACUUCUGGGCGCUCUCUGCACUUCAUAUACAGGAACUCUUGGCCCCAAGCUUGGAAUGCGUGCCAUUGCAACAUCUCGUUACUCUUUCGGUUUUUAUGGCGCAAAGCUCUGUUCGGUCCUUAACGUUAUAAUCGGCGGCGGUUUCGCAGUCGUGAAUGUUGUCGUCGUUGGUCAAAUCCUCUCCGCGGUCUCAGACUACACAAUGACCAUCGCAGUUGGUUGCGUGAUUAUCGCGGUGAUCGGCUACGUGAUCUCAAUUUUCGGCUUUGCGCUCAUCCACACAUACGAGAAAUACUCGUGGAUCGCGAUCUUCAUUAUCUUAUGUGUCCUGAUUGGGCAAGUUGCACCUGCAGUUGACCCCAGCAUUCCCGCCUUGGACACGGGAUUAGGUCUGGCUGGUUCCUUCCUCAGCUUCCUCGCCAUCAACUUCUCGAAUGCAUCCGGCUGGUGCUCUAUUGCCUCCGAUUAUUAUUGUAACUACCCAGCCGACACCAAGUCCUGGAAGAUCUUCUUCCUGACCCUGGCCGGAAUCUCGAUCCCCACGAUCUUCGUGACCGUCAUCGGUGCCUGCCUCGGAAACGCAGCAAUUAGCUCCUCGGUGAAUCCAAUCCUGUCGGAUGCGUACAAAUUCCAUGGCUUGGGCGGUCUCCUCAGGGAAUCCUUCCACCCCCUCCCGUUCUCGAAGUUCUGCCUGGUUCUCCUCGUCUUCUCCGUGCUCGGGAACAAUAUUGCCAUCAACUACUCCUCCGGCCUCAGCAUGCAGCUUCUCGGUCACUACUUCCACGCUGUUCCCAGAUUCAUCUGGUCGUUUAUCAACGCGCUCGUUAUUGCAAUCCUGGCUAUUGCCGGCCGAGAACAUCUCUCGCUUAUUGUUAGCAACUUUGUGUCCUUGCUCGGUUAUUGGACUGUGUCGUUUACGAUCAUUCUUCUGAUUGAAGAUCAGUGGUUCCGCAGAAAGGAGGGAUAUAAUCUCAUCGUGUGGGAUGUGCCAUCCAAGUUGCCUUGGGGACUGGCAGCUGUUAUGGCGCUGUUGACGGGUUACCUGGCCGGUGGUGUGACGGGAAUGUCGCAGACGUGGUAUAUUGGUCCCAUUGCGGCCAAGUUCGGCGGCUUCGGAGGCGAUGUCGGUAUCUAUCUUUCCGGCGUCUUCACCCUUAUCGUAUACCCACCAGCACGCUGGUACGAACGCAAGAAGACUGGGAGAUAAGCGUCUCCCGUCCAGCCUUUUCAUUUUAAUGAUGGAUAAUAUAGAGUGCCUCGAACAUUUUGGCUACCCCUUCUUUUAAUAGAUAUCAAAAUAUGGAGAGUCGGACAUCUUGGAAAGAGAAUAUCAUGUUGAU